AUGCAGCGCAGCCUCUCGCGCGUCGCGACGCGCGUCGACGCCCAGCACGCCGUCACCGCGACCGCUCUGCGCCUCGAAUCCGCGGCCCCGCAGCGCGCCCCCUGCUGGCCGCGCACACUUCGCGGGUUCGCUAGCGGCAAGCGCGGCGCGGGCUACGACCUCAAGUUCGACGCCACGCACGAGGAGCUCGAGGAGAUCCUCGGCCAGCACCUCGCGCCCAAGCAGCCCCUCGAUCCCAACCCUAUGCGUAUUAUGACACACCGCAGGGAGGCGCUGUCGCUGUACCGCGACGUGCUGCGCGCCGCGCGGUUCCUCGUCUGGCCGGACGAGACCGGCGAGCCGUGGCGCAACGCGGUCCUGAGGAGUGCCCGGGAGGAGUUCGAGGCGGGGCGCCACGUCCGGGACCCGGAGGAGGCGGCGCGGCGCAUCGUGAACGGGCGGGAGGCGCUCGAGCAGUUCGUGGACCGCGUGGUGGCCAAGCUGCGGGAGGAGGCCGCGAAAGAGCGCGCGGGGGGCGCACCGUGGAAGCAUUAG
Molecule: messenger RNA, 534 nt
Organism: Pedinophyceae sp. YPF-701
Lineage: Eukaryota; Viridiplantae; Chlorophyta; Pedinophyceae
Source: the annotation of a GenBank genome assembly